AUGGCUUUAAUCGCCGCUGUAUUCACUGUAUGUCUGGCCUCUGGCUAUGGCUAUGCGUUCGGUGGACGACAACAAUGCGGUCGAUCGAUGGCCUCCACACGUAUAGUCGGCGGCCAGACUGCCUCCCGGGGCUCGUGGCCCUGGAUGGCCAAACUGCAGCUCAAUUUUGAUACACCCAAAGGACCCCUCACUCAGGGCGCCCAUUGCGGGGGUUCACUCAUCAGCAAUCAGUGGAUACUGACGGCCGCCCACUGUACUAAUGAAUGGCCCGACGAUUACACCGUUAACUCAAUAUUUGCCACAUUUGGUGAUGAAGAGGAGGGCAACCAAAUCUAUGUUAAUAUAUCUCAGCAUUAUUUGAAUGGUUUCAACAAGACCAAUUUCAAAGACGAUAUUGCACUUUAUAAACUUGAAAGACCACUUGACUUCAACGGUCAGGAUAGCUCUCUGGAGCCGAUAUGUCUGCCGCCCCGGGGGUUGAAUAUACCGGCGGGCGCUAAAUGUACGGUCACCGGUUGGGGCGUCACGUCGACCAAUGGGACUGAAUCGAGAACAUUGGGCCAGGUACAAUUGCCCAUUGUAGACAAUGGUUUGUGCUCAUUGAAAUGGGGCGCGUCAUUCAGACCGGCGACACAACUUUGCGCCGGGUAUUUGUUUGGUGGCGAGGAUUUCUGUCAGGGUGAUAGCGGUGGACCAUUUAACUGCCAACUGGCCAAUGGUGCGUACGUCGCUCAGGGCAAUGGGUUUGGUGAACAACAAUGCGGUCGAUCGAUAGCCUCCACACGUAUAAUCCGGGGCCAGACUGCCUCCCGGGGCGCGUGGCCCUGGAUGAUCAAGCUCAAUUACAUGUUCAACACAUCUAAAGGUCCGGACACUGACGGCGCCCAAUGUGGAGGUGCGUUGAUCAGCGAUCAGUGGAUACUAACGGCCGCCCACUGUACUAAUGAAUGGCCCGACGAUUACAAAGUCAAUGAGAUUGCCGUUACAUUUGUUGAUACUGACGAGCGCUCCCAGUAUUAUGUUGACAUCAAUCAGAUUUAUCUCAAUAGAUUUAACAAGACCAAUUUUGAAAACGAUAUCGCAUUGUACAAGCUUAACAAGCCACUAGAUUUUAAUGGUGAACACAACUUCUUGGGACCCAUAUGUCUGCCGCCCCGGGGGUUGAAUAUACGGGCGGGCGCUAAGUGUGUGGCAACCGGUUGGGGCCGAACAGCGACCAAUGGCAACGGAUCGGCUAUAUUGCGCCAGGUCAGUUUGCCCAUCUUGGAAAACAGUGUUUGCUCAAUGAGAUGGCGUAAUUUAUUUCGAUCUACCAAGAAACUUUGCACCGGGUAUUUGUUGGGUGGGAAAGAUAUUUGCCAAGGUGAUAGUGGUGGACCGUUUAACUGUCAACUGGGCGAUGGCACCUGGGUGGCAUAUGGUAUCAUAUCGUUUACCGAUAAACGUGGUUGUGGUUUGCCAUUUACGCCCACUGUGUUUACUCGUGUGGCCCCAUAUAUAUCAUGGAUUGAAGCGAUUACUGGAUUGACAUUUUAA
Messenger RNA from Medioppia subpectinata, 1536 nucleotides. The record is from the annotation of a GenBank genome assembly. NCBI's taxonomy places the organism in Eukaryota, Metazoa, Arthropoda, Arachnida, Sarcoptiformes, Oppiidae.